Punica granatum (pomegranate) is the source of this 1216-nucleotide messenger RNA. The record is from RefSeq and is a predicted model, not a curated record. NCBI's taxonomy places the organism in Eukaryota, Viridiplantae, Streptophyta, Magnoliopsida, Myrtales, Lythraceae.
UGACGAAAUUCUACUCCUCCCAGUAGUCAGUCCCAUAGCAUAACGAGAGAGAGGGAGGGAGGGAGAUGGCGGAGGCGGCGGCCAACGGCAGCAGAAGAGCAGGGAGGUGGUCCCUCAAGGGCGCCACGGCACUAGUCACCGGAGGAACUCGCGGAAUCGGGAGAGCGAUAGUGGAGGAGCUGGCCGAGUUCGGGGCGGCCGUGCACACUUGCUCGAGGAACGAAUCGGAGCUCGGGGCUAGCUUGAAGGAGUGGGAGGCCAAGGGGUUCGCGGUGACUGGCUCCGUCUGCGACCUGUCCUCUCGAGAGCAGAGGCAGGAUCUCAUUGCCAAAGUCUCCUCUGUUUUCAAUGGCAAGCUCAAUAUCCUUAUAAAUAAUGCCGGGACGAACGUUAGGAAGCCGACAGUUGAAUACAGUGAGGAAGACUACUCAAAGAUCAUGGCCACGAAUCUCGAAUCUGCUUACCAUCUUUGCCAGAUCGCUUACCCUCUUCUGAAAGCAUCCGGGUCAGGAAGCAUCGUGUUCAUCUCCUCUGUUGCUGGGUUGCUGAGCUUAGGGACUGGCUCCAUUUAUGCUGCAACUAAAGCUGCGAUCAAUCAGAUUACGAAGAAUCUGGCUUGUGAAUGGGCCAAAGACAACAUCAGAAGCAACUGUAUAGCACCAUGGUACAUCAAGACCUCACUCGUGGAACACCUCCUUGAUAAGAAGGAAUUUUACGAUGGAGUAAUAUCUCGGACCCCACUUCAGCGAGUUGGAGAGCCUGAGGAAGUUGCUUCUCUGGCAGCCUACCUAUGCCUUCCUGCAGCUUCAUACAUCACAGGUCAGGUCAUAUCAGUUGAUGGAGGGAUGACCGUGAACGGGUUCUUCCCAAACAUAAAAUAAGCUGAUAAAUCGCGCCAUCUUGCUCCUUUAAUUGCGAUGGAAGACCACAGCGCUCAGCAGUUAUGUUCAUUAGAUCUCUGACUUAUACCCAACGAAUGAUUGGACUUGUUACCUCUGUACAACUGUUAUUUGUGCCGACGAUGAGCGCCUUCAGGGCUGUGUUACAUAUUUGUCAUAGGUCCGAUAAAUGGCCGUUUCCGGUUCUUUGGAUGGCCUUGCACGGUGCUCUUUCGGGCAACCGUUCAGAUUUCAGUUGAUUUUGAGGUUGCUUCUCUGAUUAAACCCGAAAAUUUGUUAGGAUUUAUUUAUCCAUUUACAUGGUUAUUUAUUGAUUC